AGGUGACUCAAGAAGCGCUGAGCUAGAUAAGAAUACCAUCUUCAUAGGUUACUCCCACUUCUGAUGGAAUAAUUUUUAAAACCCUAAGUGGAAGAAAAUAACAAUACUGAAUAUUUGCAUACAAUUUCAGAUACACAAAACUAGCUUAUCCAUUCCUUCUAAGGACCCUGUGAGGUACACGGGAGCAGGGGCUAUUGAAAUUUAACAAAAGAGGAAACUGAGUCCCCAAGUGGUAAAGUGACUUGCUCAGAGCUUGCUCUGAGUGUCUGAGCUUAUCCAGUGACUUACACACAAUAACCAUUUGCUGAAGGAAUGAAUGAACCACCAACAAACUGGGGCUGGAUCCUGGCCUUCAGACCACAGCACUACUAGGGAUUGGGUCACUCUUUUUUUUUUAAAUUUUUAUUGGAGUAUAGUUGAUUUACAGUUUUGUGUUACUUUCUGCUGUACAGCAAAGUGAAUCAGUUAUACAUAUACAUAUAUCCACUCUUUUUUAGAUUCUUUUCCCAUAUAGGCCAUUACAGCGUACUGAGUACAGUUCCCUGUGCUAUACAGUAGGUCCUUAUUAGUUACCUAUUUUAUAUAUAUUAGUGUGUAUAUGUCGAUUGGGAUUGGCUCACUCUGGAGGUUGCCUAAAUUUAGGGUAUUUGCUUUAUGUCCUGUUAGACUUGACCUUGACCAGAGAGUCUUCAAGAUGCCAAACUGGGGCGGAGGAGCGAAAUGCGGAGCCUGCGGAAAGACCGUCUACCAUGCGGAAGAAAUCCAGUGCAACGGAAGGAGUUUCCACAAGACCUGUUUCCACUGCAUGGCCUGCAGGAAGGCUCUGGACAGCACCACAGUGGCAGCUCACGAGUCUGAGAUCUACUGUAAGGUCUGCUACGGGCGCAAGUACGGCCCCAAGGGGAUCGGGUAUGGACAAGGUGCCGGCUGCCUCAGCACGGACACGGGUGAACACCUGGGCCUCCAGUUCCAACAGUCCCCAAAGCCGGCACGCUCUGCCACCACCAGCAACCCUUCCAAGUUCACUUCGAAGUUCGGAGAGUCGGAGAAGUGCCCUCGAUGCAGAAAGUCAGUCUAUGCUGCUGAGAAGGUGAUGGGAGGUGGCAAGCCUUGGCACAAGACCUGUUUUCGCUGUGCUAUCUGUGGGAAGAGUCUAGAGUCCACGAACGUUACUGACAAAGAUGGGGAACUUUAUUGCAAAGUUUGCUAUGCCAAAAAUUUUGGCCCUACAGGUAUUGGGUUUGGGGGCCUUACACAUCAAGUGGAAAAGAAAGAGUGAAAAGUGCACCGUUUCUCAGGUCUCUCAUCGGCCUAAAGCACUUGCCAAGUAUCCUACCCAGAUGGAAACCCUCCCCAAACAUCCUUUUGUUGGUAGUUGGACAGUGUUUCUCUUCAGAAGUGAUCACAGUCUUUACCUGAAGUUAGAAGAGAUCUUUGGAAGAAAAUUAUUAAAAGUCUAAUCCGUAACAAACACUUUAUUAUUUACGAUACUUGGGGUGGGAGAGGCCAUAAAUAAAAGUUUAAGCGGUAACUU
Orcinus orca (killer whale) is the source of this 1534-nucleotide messenger RNA. It is a transcript of the gene CSRP3, whose product is annotated as cysteine and glycine rich protein 3. The record is from RefSeq and is a predicted model, not a curated record. Gene Ontology annotation, biological process: sarcomere organization; muscle tissue development; cardiac muscle contraction. Gene Ontology annotation, cellular component: Z disc; cytoplasm; nucleus. Bases 599 to 1279 code for a protein of 226 amino acids. The transcript has 5 exons. NCBI's taxonomy places the organism in Eukaryota, Metazoa, Chordata, Mammalia, Artiodactyla, Delphinidae. Gene Ontology annotation, molecular function: actinin binding; structural constituent of muscle.